Messenger RNA from Myzus persicae (green peach aphid), 783 nucleotides. Its product is annotated as COP9 signalosome complex subunit 9. The coding region runs from base 398 to 565 and encodes 55 amino acids. The record is from RefSeq and is a predicted model, not a curated record. Gene Ontology annotation, biological process: negative regulation of protein neddylation. The transcript is spliced from 3 exons. Lineage: Eukaryota; Metazoa; Arthropoda; Insecta; Hemiptera; Aphididae.
UAUAAAAUAUUUUAAAUUUUAAAACUACAGAAUAACUUUAUUUCUUGGUCUGUUGCAGUGGCACGAUCUUUAAUCGUGUUCUGUGAUGAAAAUCACGAUUUAAGGUAUAUUUUAAAUCGCGGUGAAAAUGUAGAAUAUAUUAACACAAUAUUAAUAAAUUUUUAAUCUGUGAUAGUAUUUUGGCGACGGGCUAAAAAGAGUUUAAUUGAUUAAUGAUAACAAGAUAAUGAUAGUAAACGAAAUAAACAAUAGAACAUAAUAUUUUAUCAUCUACAACGGUCAACGACCAUAAAUUAUUAUAAUUGAUCUCAAUCCUGAAAUAUUUAACACUACUCAAAAGUCCUCGUACAUUGAAUUUUGUGUUCAUCGGUAUUGUACCGAUAUUUAAACGACUAUCAUGAAGCCUGUAAUUGCUGCCGAUGAAAUGUUCCCAGAAGGGACCAGUGCCGUAAUGGACUUGGAUGAUGAGACGGGAAGCAAUGUUAUAUUUGAAAUGAGUGACAAAAGUCUACAAGCUGAUUUUUAUAAUGAUUUUAAUGAUCUUAAUGAUGAUGAAGAAUUUUAACAUACCAAUGUUACCUCAUGAAAAAAUUACACACAAAUUACUUGACUCAUAAUAACAAAAAAAUGUCAAUGUGCUUUUUUUUUAAACUUUUGUAUUAUGUCAAGUAUUUGUUAUAAAUUUUAGUAUUAAAAAUAAUAAGAUAUUGAAAGCUUUAUUUCAUUUUUUCAUCACAAAUUGCUUUUUAUUAUUAAUUAUAAUAUAAGUGUUCUAAAGUACAA